This is a messenger RNA of Nipponia nippon (crested ibis), 2547 nucleotides long. It is a transcript of the gene IFFO1, whose product is annotated as intermediate filament family orphan 1. NCBI's taxonomy places the organism in Eukaryota, Metazoa, Chordata, Aves, Pelecaniformes, Threskiornithidae. The record is from RefSeq and is a predicted model, not a curated record.
AUGGAGGAGCCCUGUAGGUCUGGAGGAGAAGCAGCAGGGAAAACGCAACAGGCAGGCUCCCAGUCAAGACGAGCGAAGCUGGCCAUCCUCAGCGGGUCUGGGAAGUUUCGGGAAGCGGGGACUGAGCUGGACCCCAAGGGAUGGGCUGCAGCACAUCACCCAGCUGGAGCCUGCCUGCCUCCUGCCACGGAGUUCGACGGAGCGCAGCGCUGGGCAUCUCCUUUAACCGCUCGCUCAUCCCUCGCUGACGGCUCAGCUGAGAUCGCGGAGGCUGGUUUGCGCAAGUGCUGCGCGCCAAGUCCCGGGGGAACGGGCUGCGAGCGCACGGGCAGCGAGGUAACCCAGGCGCCCACCUCCAUGAACGUGCCCGCAUCGUGCGCAGCCUCCUUCCACCGGAUAACGGGGAUAAGGGCCCACGCCGCGAAGGAGAAAGCCAGUCGCCAGCCAAGCACGGCGCUGGCCGCCUCCGCGCCCCCGCUGGCCUCCGGCUCGCCAUUCCCCCGGGCCGGCGCGGUCGGCAGCGGAGCCCGGGUAGAGGAGCCGCUGCGCCUGGGGGCAGGGCGGGGGGAGGGGGGGGGGGGCGGCCGGGGCCGCGGCCCCCCGCGCCGCGACCAGGCGGUGCAGACCGGCUUCGUCGGCCCCAUCCGCAGCCUGGGGCUGGGGCUGGGGUUGGGGUUGGGGCUGGGGCCGGCCCGGACGCUGGGUUCCCCCGGUUGCCGGCCCGGAGCCCCUGCCCAGCCACCUCCUCCCUUCCCGGCCACCUCCCGCUUCAUGCCCGGCACCAUCUGGUCCUUCUCGCAAGCCCGGCGCUUGGGUCCGGGGCCGGAGACCACCCUGGUGCAGGGACCGGGGGUCUCCUGGGUCCACCCGGACGGGGUGGGCGUGCAGAUCGACACCAUCACCCCGGAGAUCCGAGCCCUCUACAACGUCUUGGCCAAGGUGAAGAGGGAGCGCGACGAGUACAAGCGCAGAUGGGAAGAGGAGUACACGGUGCGUGUCCAGCUUCAGGACCGGGUGAUGGAGCUGCAGGAGGAAGCCCAGGAGGCUGAAGCCUGCCAGGAGGAGCUAGCCAUGAAGGUGGAGCAGCUCAAGGCAGAGCUUGUUGUCUUCAAGGGACUGAUGAGCAAUAACAUCACGGAGCUGGACACCAAGAUCCAGGAGAAGGCCAUGAAGGUGGACAUGGACAUCUGCCGGCGCAUCGACAUCACUGCCAAGCUGUGCGACGUGGCGCAGCAGCGGAACUGCGAGGACAUGAUCAAGAUGUUUCAGGUCCCAGCCUCGGUGGGGCGGAAGCGGGAGCGCAAGCAGGUCAGCGAUGAAGACACCUCGCUGUCGGAGAGCGAUGCCUCCCGAAAACCUGAAGAGGAAGAGGAGGACGAGACCACGGCCAUGAGUAUCAAUGAGGAAAUGCAGAGGAUGCUGAACCAGCUGAGGGAAUAUGACUUUGAGGAUGACUGUGACAGUCUCACCUGGGAGGAGACGGAAGAAACGCUGCUCCUCUGGGAGGACUUCUCCGGAUACGCCAUUGCAGCCGCAGAGGUGCAGGGGGAGCAGGACGACAGCCUGGAGAAGGUGAUCAAGGACACGGAGUCGCUGUUCAAGAGCCGUGAGAAGGAGUACCAGGAAACCAUCGACCAAAUAGAGCUGGAGCUGGCGACGGCCAAGAACGACAUGAACCGGCACCUGCACGAGUACAUGGAAAUGUGCAGCAUGAAGCGAGGCUUGGACGUGCAGAUGGAGACUUGCCGGCGGCUCAUCACCCAGUCUGGGGACAGAAAGUCUCCUGCCUUCACCCCGGCCUCCAACAGCGAGUCAGCCCCGACCGAGGAGAGUGAAGAGUCCGACCGUGACCCCCCCAGCGACGCUUCCAUCAGAUAAUGAGGGGAGGCCCCGCUCCCUCGGACCCCCUUCCUGGCAUGGGGGUGCCUGAGCCGCGCCUGGGAGAGACUGUCAGGGACGUGGAGCCGCUGGUAAACAUCUGUCGCCCAGGCUCGCUCCCGUUUCGGGGUGCUUGGCAGAUCCCACACCCCACCACCACCGGAUAUCUUGCAAAUGGGAAUAGCUAGAUAGACCUGAGGGCCCUCACCCGGGCCGCUCAGCCUCCAGCCCCUUCUCUAUUCCCUUCCCCUAGCUUUGGUUAAACCGCGGUUCGGGCAGGGAGGCUCCAAACCUGCCGCGGCGGCGUUCUCCAGGACCUGUCCCCAGGCCACCCCCAGACCCACCUCCUCCAGCCUCCGUCCUGGUACACUUGACCUGCCCCGUGCCCUCCCUGCGCCACACGGAGCCGAACGAGAGCUGUACCUCCCUGCAAACUGGACCUGACACUGGUGCCAACUGGACCGAGCCCGGGGCUCUCUCUGUCCUUGCUGCUGGCCGGGCGCCCGGCUGGUCCCCGUGCUGGGCCGGGCACCCCGAGCCCCCCCGCCUCCUCUGGGGCAGGGGACGAGUCCCGCUCACCGUGCACUUUGCUUUGCCGCAUGUCAGCGGUGCGCUCGCGACUGUGUUAUGGGGGCAAGGAGUCAUUAAAUGGGACAGUUUCCUUUUCUA